CACAGAACCAUGUCUCACUCUGCAGAGUUCCGCUCCCCCUGCAUUCUGAGACCGUCGGAGGAUAGGGAUGAAGCAGCCACGGGCGUAGUCUAUCCUCUUCCACUCUGUCUCAUAUCUGCCGCUUCAUAUAAAAGAAGGGAUAGCCGCCCAUGGCUCCACCACCAUUAUGUCUACCUUGCUCACACCGCAAAUAUCUAUGCACUCGAAUGAGUCUUACGAAACAGCAAGCCCGUCGGUUCCGCCUGGAGAUCUGACCGCCAAAGCCGAGACGUCUUCAGUGACGUCCAGAGGAGGUCUCAUCGCCGAAAACAUGUCCGCCCUCUCGACCCAAUCGUCCGACACGGCCUCCUCGUUCGGAUUCCGGGGCAAGCGUAUUAUGCUCACGGGUCUGUCCGUCACGGCCGGCAUCGCCCUCCUCACCAUCGGCCUCUCUCUGUAUGUCUUCGUGGUGAACGAGUUUGCGCUCCAUGGCACGGAGAUCGUCACCACUGCGCGCUUGGGUCCAGUCCUCGCCGUCACGUACGCCCUUGCCUUCUUCCUCGUCGCAUCUGUGCCUUUCGUUGUUCGGAUGCUGUCGUGCCGUCUCGCGUGGUCGUGGCUGAAGUCUUCCGUGGACGCGAACGGACUUGAUCGGCCUACCCCUUUUCAGCUCGGCAUUAUCAUGGACGUCCUACGCUCCGGCGACAUUGCGGCUCUUUUCGCGGGCCUGCGCUACAUGUCGUCGGACAAGCGUUCCUCCUAUCGUCCCGCGAUCUUCCGCUAUGCCCUGGGUGUUCUAGGUCUGACCCUGGGCCUGGCGUAUACCUUCGUGGUCGUGCUCAUAAUCUUUGGCGGGGUUUCUCACGCCCUCUCCUUUUCUCAGGUGGGCGCAUAUAGCGGCUCGUGGCCCAAGUUCUCGAGACAAAUCAACGCGACUGCUUGUGCUACCACAGCCGGAGCUGUUGUUGCUGGGAUCAAUUUCUGCGGGCUCUACGCUACUGGCACAAACCCAUUCGGCGCCUCGCUCCCUGAAGGCUUACGGACUCUGACGAACACUUCCCUGACCAAUGCCGUUGGGAUUGCAAACGAUGGGACCGCGUUGAUCAUUCCUGCAUCUCUACCUGUCAACUUGGCUUUCUACGCUUCCACAUACGGUAUUUCGACUUCGUGCCAAAGCGUUACCCAGCAGUGCGUCAGCUCAGCCAGCAACUCCUCCAACUUCUUGGCUCUGAGCUGCCCGCCCUCUGUGGCUUUCGACGCUGCGUACAACACAACGACUGGCUCGUAUCCCUUCGGCAUCAUCGACCCUUCUGGAACAGUGUACUCUGCACCCUAUCUCGUCGAUUCAAACUCCUUCCGCUUUGGUGCUGUCGUCCAGUCUCAGGCUUACGACGGCGAUGCGAACUCAUUUGUCGACAACACUGGAUUCUACACCUACGGCGCUGCGGGUGUCUCUUACAACGUUCUCACAUGCACGGUCACCGUUCGUCAAGCGUCUUACAGCUACUUUGACGGUGCUAUCAUCAUCGACCCGACCAAUUCGACUACUGUGGCUGAUCUUAACGUCGUUCGCUCCAUCGCAGCGAUGACGACUGCCGAAUUCCUCUCUGAGCGAGUGCCCUUGGCCGUUGACGGGACUGGGGCCGACUACCCGGCGGCCUUCGCUAAAGAGCUCUCCCGCGAGAUGAUCGCUUUCUCGGCUGCUCUCUUUGCUGCAGAUGCGGCCGCCGAGGUAAGAUCUGUCCAGAGAGUCCUUGGAUCGCAGCUCUCGCUGCCUGUGCUGUGUGUCAUGCUCGCUCUCGUAGUCGCUUAUUGUAUCUUGACGAUCGUCCUGGCCACCUCCUCCGUGCUCGCCGCUGGCGCAUCGCCCUACACCAUGCUCGCCUCUAAACGCCUCUCGGAACCUACCUGCGCCGUCAAUGCUGCCUACGGACGUUCUGAGAUCCAUCGCACGUGGGAGCAGACCAACGAGCGGAUGUUCAGCGUCGAAACCGGGUUGGAUCGCUUGAUUGUGGGUCCUAUGAGUUUCGCGGCGGGAGGUCUGGCGUUUGGUGUCGCACGCGGUGUCCAAACAGCGUCUCGUUGAACAAACGAAUGACGGUCGCUCACCAAUGUCUGUUACUUGGACUUAUUACGAUUUUGUAUCAGUAGAGCCUCACAUCUUCGUCCUCGUCAACUUGUAUUCUAGUAGCCAAUCAGAGUCCGGUUCCUCCUUCGUAUUCCAAGUUGCCUGCCUGCUUUCCUGGUACACUGCCAGAGCGUCCCCAGGCAGACCACAGCUGGAUGUCCCACCCGGGACUAAACAAUUUGAUUGGCUGGUCCGAGGCUGAAUACAGAUGUUAUCCGGUGAGUGAUUUUCAUUCUGAGCGCAGGGUCAAUCCCGCAUCUGCCGUAAGGCAACUUGCCCCGCAGUCAGCGUAGACUGCUCUAGCCCAGCCCUGCCUGGUGUUCGCAGUCGCGUCCAACCACUGUCACACCAUCACCAUUUCGUAGCUGCGUGCCCGACUGUCGUCACACCAUCUCGCAAUAGCGUCUGACGGCCGUCACACCGUCAUCUCACGGCUGCAUUUGAGCUAGACCAGCACAGUACAGUUUACCGAGUCCCAGGGUCGGGACUGGAGGCACCUGGCGGCUUAUGUGCUGGCCCUUGGGGGGGGGGGGGGGGGGUCUUGAUGGUAUGAGGGAUCGCAACAAAAAAUCUCUGUCCUUGUUGUUGAUUUCGAGUGAGCACGUGAGCGCUGGCCAUGUUGCUGCAGAUCCAAACCUUGAGUCUCAUUGGAGUCACAUGAAGUGGCUUCCGCCACUCAAGCAGUGCAGUCACGUGUAUCACCGCACCACCAUCAUCUCGCAGCUGCGUCCGACCGCCGGAGUUUGAUGAGAUUGCACAGGUACUGGGUGGUUGCAUGGCG
Mycena citricolor is the source of this 2888-nucleotide messenger RNA. The record is from the annotation of a GenBank genome assembly. NCBI's taxonomy places the organism in Eukaryota, Fungi, Basidiomycota, Agaricomycetes, Agaricales, Mycenaceae.